Messenger RNA from Acaulospora colombiana, 624 nucleotides. The record is from the annotation of a GenBank genome assembly. NCBI's taxonomy places the organism in Eukaryota, Fungi, Glomeromycota, Glomeromycetes, Diversisporales, Acaulosporaceae.
AUGUCUUCGAUUAACGGAAGUUCGUAUUAUGACAACUAUGACAAAGAUCCAAUCCAUGUUUCAAUUUCAAAAAAAUGUGCAAAAGCCGUAUUGAACGAAGCUGACCCUGAAUUUGACCCCGAUAAAAGUGAAGUUUUGGAUUUUGCUUGCGGGACUGGAUUAAUAUCUCAAGAGUUAUGUGCUCAUGUGAAAUCAAUCCUAGGGGUGGAUAUUUCACAAAAUGCAGUUGAUAUAUAUAAUAAGAAGGUGUGGCAACAAGGAAUAGAUAAGGAAGAAAUGCAAGCUUUAUGUCUGGAGUUAAAAGAAUCUGAAGAUGAUCAAUUAAAUGGAAGAAAGUUUGAUGCUAUUGUGUGUGCAUCGUCUUAUCAUCAUUUAGAUAACAUUGACUCCAUGACCAAAAUGUUAUCCAACUACCUUAAACCUGGCGGCGAAUUAUUUGUAUUAGAUCUAAAGAAAGACCCGGAGAUAUCUCAUAAAUUCCACAGAACAUUUAAUAGUGGGCACGAACCCCAUGGAGAGUGCGGAUCCCAUGUUAGUCACGUGCAUCACAAAGGCGGCUUUGAUCCUAUAGAAUUAGAAAGAGCCUUCAGGAACACUGGAAUGAUUGAAGACGUGAGAGUUAAU